This is a messenger RNA of Arachis stenosperma, 633 nucleotides long. RefSeq lists its product as uncharacterized. NCBI's taxonomy places the organism in Eukaryota, Viridiplantae, Streptophyta, Magnoliopsida, Fabales, Fabaceae. The transcript is spliced from 3 exons. The coding region runs from base 1 to 633 and encodes 210 amino acids. The record is from RefSeq and is a predicted model, not a curated record.
AUGGAGUAUGUGUUGCAAGCUCAGCAUGUCCUGACUAACCAAUUUGUGGAGUUUGUGGCAUAUCAACUUCAAGGGGACGCUCAACACUGGUGGCAAGGAGAAUGCCGCUUACUGCAGCUUCAGAAUGCUGACAUUCCUUGGAAUAUUUUUCAGACGGCCUUCUACAAGAAAUACUUUCCUGAAUCGGUAAGAGAAGCUAAAGAGUUGAAGCUUAUGCAGCUGAAGCAAGGCUCAUUAUCAGUAGCAGAGUACGCAAGCAAAUUUGAAGAGCUCUGUAGGUUUUCAAGGGCAAGGGUGGUGGAAGACUAUGCCAAGAAGGUGACUGAGGGGAGAGGAAAUCGUGAUUUUCCUGACGACCGAGUUCGUGACGAUUACAUUGGACCAAGGGGACAGAACUUCAAGAAAAAUGGUGAAGGGAAGUGGUCAAGAGCUUACUUCCCUGAUAUAAGGUGUCCGGAGUGUGGGAACUACCAUCUGAAUAAGCCAUGCUGGUUGGGUACGAAAAUAUGUUAUAAGUAUAGCGCACCGGGACAUUUGGUUAGAGAUUGUCCACACCGAGGAACACAUAAGGCAGGACUUAGAGAUUCGUUAGAGGAACCAUUGGAGAAGGAGGCUUUUGAUGGAUGUGGCUGA